AACGCGUCGAGCCGCGCCAUGGGGGCCGAGGCCGCGGAGGCCCGGCCGGCGCUGCGGGAGUUGGUGCGCGAAGCCGAGACCAGCCUGCUGGAGUGCAAGGUGUGCUUUGAGAGGUUCGGCCACCGUCAGCAGCGGCGGCCGCGCAACCUGCCCUGUGGCCACGUGGUCUGCCUGGCCUGCGUGGCCGCGCUGGCGCACCCGCGGACGCUGGCUCUCGAGUGCCCCUUCUGCCGGCGAGCCUGCCGCGGCUGCGACACGAGCGACUGCCUGCCGGUGCUGCACCUGCUGGAGCUGCUGGGCUCCGCGCUGCGCCCGUCGCCAGCUGCCCAGCGCGCCGGCCCCAGUGCGCCCGGGGCCCUCAGCUGCCACCAAGCCUUCGGCGGCUGGGGGACGCUGGUCAACCCCACCGGGCUGGCGCUGUGCCCCAAGACGGGGCGGGUGGUGGUGGUGCACGACGGCAAGAGGCGGGUCAAGAUCUUUGACUCCGCGGGAGUGUGCGCGCAUCAGUUUGGGGAGAAGGGGGACGCAGCCCAGGAUGUCAAGUACCCCCUGGAUGUCACCGUCACCAACGACUGCUACGUGGUUGUCACCGACGCCGGCGACCGCGCCAUCAAAGUGUUCGACUUUUUUGGCCAGAUCAAGCUGGUGCUCGGGGGCCAGUUCUCCUUGCCCUGGGGCGUGGAGACCACCCCGCAGAACGGCGUCCUGGUCACUGACGCCGAGGCAGGGUCCCUGCACCUCCUGCAAGUCGACUUUGCCGAGGGGCUCCUCCGGGGAACGCAGCUCUUGCAGGCGUCUCUGUGCAGCCCUCGCGGGGUGGCCGUGUCCUGGCUCACCGGGGCCGUGGCCGUGCUGGAGCGGCUGGCCGGCAGCGCCAGGGUGAAGGUGUUCAGUUCCAGGAUGCAGCUCCUCAGCCAGGUGGACACCUUUGGGCUGAGCCUCUUCCACCCUUCCCGGGUAGUCGCCUCGGCCGUGACCUUUGAUCACCAGGGGAACGUGGUCGUCACAGAGACCUCUGGUCCCGCUGUCCUGUGCCUAGGAAAACCCGAGGAGUUCCCAGCUGUGAAGCCCAUGAUCAGUCACGGGCUUUGCCACCCCGUGGCGCUGGCCUUCACCAAGGAGAAUUCUCUUCUCGUGCUGGACUCUGCAUCCCACUCUGUCAACGUUUAUAAAGCUGACUGGGGCUGAGGGGGUGUCGGGAUCCCGGAGCAGCCGCGAGUGAUCUGCCUAACCCUGCAUAAGUCAACUCUUCUCAUCCAGGCAGGCAGGGAAAAUUGUAACUGCCUGGUAGGCUCAGAAAAGUUGGGGGCAGUUACUAAGGAGUAAUUAAAUCUACCAUUUAUUGAAUGCCUACCCCCCAGUGCUGAGAAAUUUGUGACUAUUGGAUCAUUUAAUCCGGGAUGCCCGGUGAGGUUAAUGUCUAAAACUAAUCCCAUCUCAGAGAUGAGAAAACUGAGACCCAGAGAGCUUAAAUGACUUCCCCAAGGUCACAGUCACCUAGGGGACAGUCACAGAUUGGCCCCAGUCCUGGCUUCAAAACCCCUUGCUCUUAAAUAAUAGAUGUGAGUAGAUAUGGUUGCUAAGUGUGUUUACAAGUAGCUAAGUAGUUAGAUGCACAAAGAAAGGAGACUUUGUAGAGUACAGGAGAAAAAGGAUUUUGUGAUGGGCAUCAGCGUGUCAACUUGCAAUCCCUCUGACGGAAUAGAGGUAUGUGAAUAGGAAAAACAGCAGACCGUGGCUUUUAGUGCCUGUCUCUCCCCUGUAGGCACUCAGGAAACGCCACUGUUGUCUGGUUGAGAAGGGCUUGUGUUGGUGGAGACCGUGCCAGAGGGUGGGCCGAAACUCCCGUUCUCUCCAUCACCACAAUAGGUUCAUGGCAGAAGUGAUUUGCUGGCCAUUUUAUCAUCAGUGGGCAUCGGAAGCACGUUGCAAUGGGGGCUUUUCUCUGUGCAAUUUAAAUUUCAUCUCUGCCUUGGAAACACUGUGUACUCAAUGAACAGUUCCCCUAAUCCUUUUAGGCCCCUGGUAAACACUUAAAUACUUCUUCAGUUGAAGUGUAGCCUUGACCAAGGUAAUACCAGCUUAAUGUUGAGACUGAGUAAAUGAAUGGGUGGAAAUCGCAAGGGAAGUGGCGGGUUCUUUCUAAGGUGUGUGUUUUUAGCUGGCGCAAACAUCUUAGAGUUUAGGGCUACACGAACAGUAGCAAAGAACCAGCACCUCAACAGCAGCAGAAGUAGUUGCUCAGGGAGGAAACAAUUUCUCAGUGAGAGUUUGCUCUAGGUAAUAGCUGAUGAUUAUCAACAAAGCAAUAUUCUGUUUAUGCAGAGUUUUAAUAGGUAAGUACAUGCUAGAGACAGUUUCCAAAUUAUGAGUCAUGUAUGUUCCAAAGACUGUAAUUCUGUCUUUUGGAGCUAAAAGUGAGAGCAUGCCCCCAUGCCAGUCCCAAGAGCCCGUUUGCCCUCAGUGUUCCUGUCACGUAUUACUAAUGAUGAGACGUCAGCCACGGUGGCCCACCAUUUGUGACUGUAUUCCAAGCAGGAGUUUCAGGGGCAGAUCAAUCCUACACACCCCUGGGAAGUUACCCUUAGGUUGAUGACAUCACAGAUAGUCCGAGGAAAAGCUGGAGAGGUAAGUUCAGAUUUGAUAGGACAACCAAGAAUUGAGCUUAAAACAUUUUCCCUAGGGACACUGAUAUUACAGAGUCUCAGGGUCAGUUGAGCCAGUUCAAGAGAUGUUCUCUUUGAAAUUAGCAAUGACAGCAUCUGUAACUAGUUAGUUGGCCCUCCAUACCUAGGGGUGGGUUCCACGUCCAUGGCUUCAACCAACCCACAUAGAAAAUAAGUGAAAGGGCCUGUGUUGUGUUUUUAACAAGUUAAGCAAUCGCCUGCUAUGCUGGCAUCCCAUAUGGGCACCGGUUCGAGUCCUAGCUGCUCCAUUUCUGAUCCAGUUCCCUGCUAAUGUGCCUGGGAAAGCAGCGGAAGAUGGCCAAGUGCAUGAGCCCUUACACCCACGCGGGAGACCUGGAAGAAGCUCCUGGCUUCAGCCUGACACAGUGCCAGCUGUUGCGGCCCCUUGGGGAGUCAACCAACGGAUUGAAGAACUCUCUCUCUGUUUCUCCCUCUCUUUCUCUGUAAC
Messenger RNA from Lepus europaeus (European hare), 3135 nucleotides. It is a transcript of the gene NHLRC1, whose product is annotated as NHL repeat containing E3 ubiquitin protein ligase 1. NCBI's taxonomy places the organism in Eukaryota, Metazoa, Chordata, Mammalia, Lagomorpha, Leporidae. Gene Ontology annotation, biological process: negative regulation of translation; proteasome-mediated ubiquitin-dependent protein catabolic process; protein polyubiquitination. The transcript has a single exon. Bases 19 to 1188 code for a protein of 389 amino acids. Gene Ontology annotation, molecular function: protein binding; translation repressor activity; ubiquitin protein ligase activity. The record is from RefSeq and is a predicted model, not a curated record.